Aspergillus brunneoviolaceus CBS 621.78 is the source of this 1272-nucleotide messenger RNA. RefSeq names its product actin-related protein 2. Gene Ontology annotation, biological process: Arp2/3 complex-mediated actin nucleation. The transcript has 7 exons. NCBI's taxonomy places the organism in Eukaryota, Fungi, Ascomycota, Eurotiomycetes, Eurotiales, Aspergillaceae. The coding region runs from base 21 to 1187 and encodes 388 amino acids. Gene Ontology annotation, molecular function: actin filament binding. The record is from RefSeq and is a predicted model, not a curated record. Gene Ontology annotation, cellular component: actin cortical patch; Arp2/3 protein complex.
CGCUCAAUCUCAGUAUCAUCAUGGCUGAUAUGCCUAUUGUGCUCGAUGGAGGAACGGGUUUCCUCAAAGUCGGAUAUGCUGCGCAGAACUUCCCCGAGCACCAGUUCCCCUCGAUAGUGGGGCGUCCCAUACUGCGGACGGAAGAGCAAGCAGGCGACAUUGUCGUCAAGGAUAUCAUGUGCGGCGAUGAAGCUGCUGCCGCCAGAUCAAUGCUCCAAAUCACCUAUCCCAUGGAGAAUGGAAUUGUCAAGAGAUGGGACGACAUGCAACACCUAUGGAACUACACUUUCUACGAGAAGAUGAAGAUCGACCCCACCGGCCGCAAGAUCCUCCUCACCGAACCCCCCAUGAACCCCCUGAAGAACCGGGAGCAGAUGGCCGAGGUGAUGCUGGAAGGCUACAACUUCGGUGGUGUCUACGUCGCUAUCCAAGCCGUCCUUGCGCUGUAUGCUCAGGGUCUCAGCAGUGGUGUCGUCGUCGAUUCCGGAGACGGUGUCACCCACAUUAUCCCCGUCUAUGAAUCCACCGUCCUGAACCACCACAUCCACCGACUGGACGUUGCUGGUCGCGACGUCACCCGCAACCUGAUCGCCCUUCUCCUCCGCCGCGGUUACGCCCUCAACCGCACGGCCGACUUCGAGACCGUGCGCCAGAUCAAGGAGAAGCUGUGCUACGUCUCGUACGAUCUGGAACUGGACAAGAAGCUCUCGGAAGACACGACGGUCCUCGUCGAGUCCUACACCCUCCCCGACGGCCGUGUCAUCCGCGUGGGCAGCGAGCGGUUCGAGGCUCCCGAGUGUCUCUUCCAGCCGCACUUGGUCGACGUCGACCAACCCGGUAUCGCCGAGCUGCUGUUCAACACCAUCCAGGGUGCCGACGUCGACGUGCGCUCCAGUCUCUACAAGGCCAUCGUGCUCAGUGGAGGAAGCAGCAUGUACCCCGGUCUGCCCUCGCGUCUGGAGAAGGAGCUCAAGCAACUGUGGCUCACCCGCGUACUGCAUGGAAACCCGGAGCGACUCAACAAAUUCAAGGUCCGCAUCGAAGACCCGCCCCGACGAAGACACAUGGUCUUCCUCGGAGGUGCCGUGCUGGCCAACCUGAUCGCCGACAAGGAGGAUAUGUGGGUCACCAAGCAAGAAUGGGAGGAGCAGGGCGCACGUGCCCUCGCCAAACUCGGUCCGAGAUAAACAGUCUAGGUAGUUUACCACUUUUCAAACCCAGUAACCCGUACAUACAUACAUCCAUACCUAUCAACCAGCCUUUCCUAACCCG